UCAUUGUUUUACCAUUUCAGUUUUCACACUGUAACCAUUUUAGGAUUUCAUUAAAAUCUUCUCAACAGCUUGGGAAAACUUGUAAACAACUUAUGUUACUCAAAUUUAUUCAUGGCAGUACGACGUUUUCGGCGAAUGGCAACAACUGGUUAUUAUCAAUUUAUUCAAAUGGGCAUGUUAAAUUACAAUUAUAAUUUUGAGGCAGAUGAUGGUGUUUUUAUAUUCAAACCAGUAUAUAUUGUGCAAACAGAAUCCGCAACAACUAUACCUUCAAUCUAUCAGCAGAAACUUUCAAUAACUUCAGAUUUGGACUUUGACGAUGUUUUCAUCUAGAGUAUAUAUCGCAUUGUUCGCUGUCUUGAUCAGUGCUGAAACAUCAUUUGCAAUACUAUGCUCAUCAGAGCGUCCACCUUGCCCUGAGGGAUUUUUCUGCUUCAACAUCACAUGCAACGGGUUGGAUAUAGGACGAUGCACAGAUAUAGACGAGUGCGAAUCGAAUCCGUGUCAGAAUGGUGGCACGUGCAACAACCUGGUGGCCAAUUACACGUGUUCUUGUCCUGCUUUUUGGGAAGGAUAUAACUGCGACGUUUUUACAGUUGAUGCAACCGAUUGUCUUGACCUGCUUAAUGCAGGAAUUACUACAAGUGGAAUAUAUCCAAUAACUCUCUGGUCAACGAACACUAUCAUAGACGUGUACUGUGACAUGCAAACUGAUGGUGGUGGAUGGACAGUUUUUCAAAAUCGUUUGGAUGGCAGUCUUGAUUUCAAUAGAGUUCUUUCCGAGUAUGAAAAUGGUUUUGGUGAUCUAAGUUAUGAGUUUUGGCUCGGUUUAAAACAUGUACAAGAGAUAGCGGCUCAAGGUCAGACAAAGCUAAGGAUUCAUCUGAUAGAUGUAGACGAUAACUUUUUCUACCGCGAGUACAUGGAUUUCUCUCUGACAACUUCAUUGUAUGUCCUGAACAUUGGUGCCGCAAGCGGAACUCCACUUGUUUCUACAUGGGCCAAUUUAGGUUACAACAAUGGUAUGCCAUUCACAACCGUUGAUUCCGACAACGACCAAAAUUUCGGAGACAAUUGCGCUGUAGUAACCCAAUCAGGAUGGUGGCAUAGAUGGUGUUACUGGGUUAAUCUCAAUGGUCAGUAUGCAACUCCGGGUACUGCCACAAUUCUUGGAAGCGGAUGGCAAUUGGGAAUUGUUCAUAGGGGCUUCACAGAUUGGAUCGCAUUUAAAUCCUCAUCGAUGAUGGUUCGCCGAAUUUAAAUACAAUGAACUACACUAAGCCUUCAAAAAUAUAUAAAGUAAAAUAGAG
Messenger RNA from Ruditapes philippinarum (Manila clam), 1310 nucleotides. Its product is annotated as fibrinogen-like protein A. The transcript is spliced from 8 exons. The record is from RefSeq and is a predicted model, not a curated record. Gene Ontology annotation, molecular function: calcium ion binding. The coding region runs from base 320 to 1261 and encodes 313 amino acids. Lineage: Eukaryota; Metazoa; Mollusca; Bivalvia; Venerida; Veneridae.